UGCACAAAAAACAGUAAAGGACUCCAUGCAAUCAGCAAGCAGUGUGGUUUUAACAACCAACAUGUGGACUGCAAGAACCACUGAAGGUUAUUUGACUCUGUCAGGACAUUUUAUUGACAAAGACUGGCAGAUGCAGUCUUGCAAUCUUGCAACAAUCCAUGUAGCUGUGCAGCACACAGCAGACAAUAUAUCUGAACUCCUCCAAAAAACAACUGAUGAAUGGGGCAUCACCAGUAAGGUUCAUGCGGUUGUUACAGACAAUGGAGCCAAUAUGGUCUCUGCUGUGCGUAAAACUUGUUGGAAACUUAUUCCUUGUUUUUCUCACACACUUAACCUCAUUGUGAAGGACUCCAUUAAGGCUGACACAAGUCUUGAGUCCAGCUUUGAGAAAUGCAGUGCCAUUGUUCGGUUCUUCCAUCACAGCACCAGAGCAACUGACAAGCUAAAAGAAGUACAAAAUCAGUUGAAUUUACCACAGUAUAAACUAAUCCAAGCAGUAGAUACUAGAUGGAACUCUGUGUUGUACAUGAUUGACAGACUGUAUGAGCAACAACAAGCCAUCACAACAACACUUUGUCUUCUCAGGAGAAACUACAUGUGCCUAUGUGAUGAAGGAUGGUCCCACAUCAGGCAGGCCAGUGAUGCCCUCAGGCCUUUUGAAGAGGCCACCAAGGAGGUUUCAGCAGAGCAGUAUGUCACAAUUUCCAAAGUCAUACCUCUGGUCUGUCUUCUUCUCCAGAAAGUAACCACAUCUGCUGAACAGGGUAACAGUCUGGCUUCACAACUUGCUGCACAAUGCAAGCGAAGGUUCCAAAACAUUGAACACAACCACACUCUUGCAGCCAGCACCUUUUUGGACAUUAACUUCAAAAACAUUGUGUUCAGUGAUUCUGCAAAUGUGGAUAUGACUAAAUCACGGAUCAUCACAGAAAUGCAAGCCCUGGCCUGCGCUGAAACAGUCAACAAGACAUUAGGCCGCCGCGACUGCAUCAACUGUGACACAAGAGUCGCCUCAUUCCCAAUGCUGAAGAAAGUUGCGAAAAAAUACCUUGGAACUAUUGCAACGUCUGUUCCAGCAGAGAGACUCUUCUCUAAGGCCGGAGAAAUAAUCAGCCAGAGGCGUAAUCGUAUCAAAGCAGAAAACGUGAACAUGUUACUUUUCCUGUACAGCAAUCUGAGAAUUCAGUAAAGUGGGACGUGUGAUGACAUAUCUCGAGUACACUAAA
Molecule: messenger RNA, 1226 nt
Organism: Nerophis ophidion (straightnose pipefish)
Lineage: Eukaryota; Metazoa; Chordata; Actinopteri; Syngnathiformes; Syngnathidae
Product: zinc finger BED domain-containing protein 4-like
Exons: 2
Coding region: 26-1189 (387 amino acids)
Molecular function (GO): protein dimerization activity
Source: RefSeq, a predicted model, not a curated record